Molecule: messenger RNA, 901 nt
Organism: Stomoxys calcitrans (stable fly)
Lineage: Eukaryota; Metazoa; Arthropoda; Insecta; Diptera; Muscidae
Product: trypsin 5G1-like
Exons: 1
Coding region: 52-834 (260 amino acids)
Biological process (GO): proteolysis
Molecular function (GO): serine-type endopeptidase activity
Source: RefSeq, a predicted model, not a curated record
CAACAUUAGUUUGUGGUUUGUUAAACGCAAGUGUUUGGAUCAUUGUAAACUAUGAGGUUUUUCUUCGCUAUUGCUGUCCUUUUUGUGGCUAGCUGCUCUGCUGCCAACCUACGUAGCAAGCCCCGUUUGGAUGGUCGUAUCGUAGGCGGCUAUGAGACCGACAUCAAGAAGGUUCCCUUCCAAGUGUCCCUGCAAGCAGGAUGGCACUUCUGCGGAGGUUCCCUCAUUGCCAAGCGCUUCGUUCUUACUGCUGCUCACUGCACUGAUGGCGAUCCAGAGUUCAAUCCCAACUUCAAGGUACGCGUUGGCUCCUCCUAUUCCGAAAAGGGGGGCUUGCUCCUCAAGGUUAAUCGCAUCCAUCAACACCAUCAAUACAGUGCCAGUGUUGUGGACUAUGAUUUCUCCAUUUUGGAAUUGGAGGAUUACGACACCAGUGCCUUGGGCUUUGAACUCCAGUAUGCCAAAUUGCCCACCGCCGAUGAUGUUGCCGAUGGCACCCUUGUUACCGUUUCUGGCUGGGGUAAUACCAAGAACCCCAACGAAAGUAGCGAUGUCUUGAGAGCUGUCCAAGUCCCCAAAGUAAACCAAAAGGUAUGCCAAGAGGCCUAUACUAAUUUCGGAGACGUUACCGAUCGCAUGAUCUGUGCCGGCUAUACUCAAGGUGGCAAGGACUCUUGCCAAGGUGAUUCUGGUGGCCCAAUGGCUCUUGAUGGCACUCUCGUCGGUGUAGUGUCUUGGGGCUUUGGAUGUGCUGAACCCAACUAUCCCGGAGUCUACGCUCGCGUCGCAUCCGUAUUGCCCUGGAUUGCUGAGAAGACUGGCCUUAGCUUGUAAAUGGACAAUGAUUUUUGAAAAAAAAAAAUAAAAAUUAAACAACUGAGUAUUUUCUGAAAAUAUAAAA